AUGAGGUGGCCGCUGGCGAUCUCGAGUCGCCGCCGCCCCCUCCUGUUCGUCCUUCUCGUCGCCCUCUACACGAUUCCUGGAACAUUUUCAUCGAGGCAAGUCACACUCGAUACUGUUGAGAUAUUUACUACUCAUGAAUGGUUUGGCAAGCCAACAGUGGUUUUCCGGUGCAAUGGAGAGAACAAAACAGAUUUGCCCGAUGUGAAGGAGGCGCACACGCUAUAUACCUUUAAGGGUGAAGAAUCAUGGCAGCCCUUGACAGAGCUUCCAGAAAAGAAAUGCAAGCGAUGUGGUUUGUAUGAGGAGGACCCAUUUAAACCUGAUGAUGUCUUUGAUGAAUGGGAGAUGUGUUCGAGUGAUUUCAAGGGUGGAAAAUACACCCGGUUUAAGGGAGGCCAGUUCAAUGCAACAUUCUUAUGUCCAAACUGCACUGCCUCAACUGGACAUGGAAACAGUGAACCUAGCGAAGAUUUGGAAACUAAGAAGACAUCUGUUGCUGCCAUCAUAAUAGUUAGUGUUCUUGCUUCAGUCCUUGUCAUCAUUGCCUUGUUUGGGGGCUACAAGUACUGGCAGAAGAAGAAGAGGGAGCGAGACCAGGCACGAUUCCUCAAGCUCUUUGAAGAGGGAGAUGACCUUGAAGAUGAACUGGGCCUUAGCAAUGAACUCUAA
Messenger RNA from Miscanthus lutarioriparius, 669 nucleotides. NCBI's taxonomy places the organism in Eukaryota, Viridiplantae, Streptophyta, Magnoliopsida, Poales, Poaceae. The record is from the annotation of a GenBank genome assembly.